Funneliformis caledonium is the source of this 2013-nucleotide messenger RNA. NCBI's taxonomy places the organism in Eukaryota, Fungi, Glomeromycota, Glomeromycetes, Glomerales, Glomeraceae. The record is from the annotation of a GenBank genome assembly.
AUGAAAGUUACAAGACUUCAACUCGGUGUAUAUGCCAACCAGCAACCAUUUUUUCUAUACUUAUUUCCUUUGGUGGCUUCCUCUCCGUCUCUUUCAAGGACUACUUUAUAUAAACCAUUUUAUCGUUUAAGGGACAUUGAUGUUAUAUUUUUUGAAUCACAAAUAGGCUUCAUACAUAAAUCAGGAAAGAUUCCUCAAAUAUAUUUUGAUACACCUGGAUAUUGUUUCUAUGAACGUUCUGGUGAUAUAUAUUUAGCUGCUUGUGCUAUAAGGGAAACCGGAACUAUAUUAGGAAAUCAUUUGCUUGCCGAAUUUUGCAGUUAUGGUCGAUCAGAAAUAAUAUCGGGAAUGGCCGAUAAAUUAUUAGAAAGUGUUGAUAUAAGUCGUACACCUGCUGUAGAAGCAGAGUUUGAAUUUUUUACAGUAAAUUCAACAACGUCACCAAAUGAUGAACAUUCAAUUCUACUACCGAUUAGUGGAAGGAAGCGCAUGUCCCUAGAGGCAGUUUUAGAUUUCACAGAUAAUAAAAGAUGUUCCUCAAUCGAACGCACAGUUUCGCCCUCAGAAUCAGAUAGGGGAACACCGAUUAAACAAGAACCUUCACCGGCUUAUUCUGGAAGCGAGCAUUCUAACUCUUCUUCACCAAAUCAUUCGCCUAGACCACCACAUUCACCUUCGUCACCAUUACUUUCUGGUGAAGUAGUAGAAGAAGAAAUUAGAACAAAUAAGAGGAGACGUGUUGCUGCAUCAGCUAUAGGAUCUAAUAAUAUAAAAGUUACUAAUAAUCCAGAAGUUAUGGAACAGGUUAGAAACACUCUUAAAUUGAAGCAGCAACAGAAAGCUAUAAUUGAAGCGAGACAACGACAGGCACAACAACAAAUUUUACAACAAAAAAAUUUUGUUGAUAGAAGGCAUUCUGUUGCUGGUUAUAAUAAUUCGGCAGCUCAAAGAUCAAUUAACACAUCUUCAAGGAAUACAUCACAAGGUGCUUUAGAUUCUAACAGAACCUCUAACGCAUUGUCAAAGCGAAAUUCUGUUUCAAAUAGAAGUAAUCGUAAUUCAAGAAAUCUUAGUGUUUUUGCUCCACCUUAUAAUGAUGGUUCAAUCGUGGUAUCUUCCGCCUUACCUAGCGUUAGUAAAGUUCGUGGACAAAAUUCUGCGGGUCUAGCAUAUCAUGUGCAAUCACCUAUGACAGCUCCAAUUUCAUUAAAUAGAUCAGCUCCAAAUAGACAGAGCGUUUCUGGAUUUCCUUUAUCAGCAAACUCAGCUUUUCGUCCUACAGGCCAAUCUUUAAAUACACAUUCUGCUUCUACAAGUGCAAGUAUAAAUGGACUUAUUUCUCCUAAUAAUAUAAAUGAUGUUCGAUCCGGUAGAAUUUCUUCAAGUCCUCUUCCUAGUCCUAAUCCAUCUCGUAUAUCUAUGUCUGUUACAAACCCAACGUCAAAUGGAGAACAACCAUCCAAAGAAUCUUUUAUUCAUCUUUUUGAUUCAUUUUAUGAUACAGUAGCUGACACUCGUUCACUUAAAACCACACUUGAAGAUCAAAUUCGUAAGACAACUACCCUUCUUCAAACGCUUCAAGCUUCAGGAAGUAUGAUUGAAAGUUUAGUUCGUGGACAUUUUCGUGAAAUGCAAAGGGAAGUUGUCAAUGAUUUGAUGACUUUAGAGAAACGCCUUUCAAAGGUUGAAGAACGUAUACGUAGUAGCGCAGCUGUUGUAGGAAUGGGUCCAAGUCCUCCGUUGGAUCCAGAUAGAAGACUAAGCGACAUUAGCACAACAUGUAGUGAUAUAGGACUUAGUCAUAAUAAGGACACUUCCACCUUAACUCAAGAUGCAGAUAAUAGUUCAUCGCAAUAUUUAUCUGUUAGUCAACUUACUAACUCUAGUCCACCAUUGUCUGCUGUUUCUUCGAGUAGUGGUUCUGAGGAGUCUCAAACCAAAGAUUAUCAAGAUAUUUUGAGUGGUUUGAAAGCCCGGUUAGAAUCUCUGGAAAGGCGUAUAUCUGUUUCUUGA